CCGCGCUUCCUCUAUUUAAACAGCUGUCUUCUCUCUUCAUUUCAAUCAAUCUCUCACCACUUGUCUCUCCCUCUCUCUUAAUAAAAACUGUCUGAACGGCAUAUGUCUCAGAGACCUCAAGUUCCUCAUUCUUCUUCUAUAGCUUUCGGUCUCCAUUCUCAUCUCCUCAUUUCCAGUGAAAUCAGCUCUAAUUCUAACUGGUCUCUCUAAGAAAAAGAAAAAAAAACUAACCUUUUUAAAAUUCUCUCUCAGAUUUUCUCGGAAUAAAAAUCUAACCUUAAAUUUUUUAAUUUUUCGAUUUGAUUCAAAAAAGAAAUGGGUCUCAAGGGUUUCGCAGAAGGAGGCAUCGCAUCGAUCGUAGCGGGUUGUUCGACCCACCCGCUCGAUCUAAUCAAGGUCCGAAUGCAACUCCAAGGCGAAUCAGCUCCUGUUCAGACAAACCUCCGACCAGCCCUAGCUUUCCAGACAUCCUCCUCCUCCUCUGCCGUCCACGCGCCUCCUCCUCCGCGCGUGGGCAUAAUCGGUAUCGGAUCACGCAUCAUCCGACAAGAAGGCACGCGCGCUCUCUUCUCCGGCGUCUCCGCCACCGUCCUCCGCCAGACCCUCUACUCCACGACCCGCAUGGGUCUAUACGACAUCCUCAAGACCAAAUGGACCGACCCGGAAACAAAGUCCAUCCCUUUAACCCGCAAACUCGCCGCCGGGUUCAUCGCCGGAGGAAUCGGCGCCGCCGUCGGAAACCCGGCGGACGUCGCGAUGGUGCGCAUGCAAGCCGACGGUCGUCUCCCUCUGGCCGACCGGAGGAACUACAAGAGCGUUCUCGACGCGAUCGCGCAGAUGGUCCGCGGCGAAGGCGUCACGUCUCUGUGGAGGGGAUCGUCGAUGACGAUCAACAGAGCGAUGCUCGUGACGGCGUCGCAGCUGGCGACGUACGACUCGGUGAAAGAGACGGUUCUGGAGAGAGGGUUGAUGAGAGACGGGCUCGUGACUCACGUGACGUCGAGUUUUGCUGCGGGGUUCGUGGCGUCGGUCGCGUCGAAUCCUGUGGAUGUGAUUAAGACGAGGGUGAUGAAUAUGAAGGUGGUGGCGGGGAAAACGCCGCCGUAUAAGGGAGCGGUUGAUUGCGCGUUGAAGACGGUGAGAGCUGAGGGAGUCAUGGCCUUGUACAAAGGGUUUUGGCCGACGGUGUCGAGGCAAGCACCGUUCACGGUGAUUUUGUUUGUGACGCUUGAACAGGUUAAGAAGGUGUUGAAGGACUUUGACUUUUGAGAUGAUGAUGAUGAUGAUGAUAUGAUGAUGAUGAUGGUGGAGAUGAUUGGCUUAUAGAAAAUAAAGUAUUAUUUGUAUUUUUCUUUUGAUUAAUCGGAUAGUUUAAAUUUAAAUGCUCAUUUAUCGACUAGUUCUGUCUGUGGAAUGAUAAUUUGCUAUCAAUGAGAAAGAAACAGUUCAUCUGA
Molecule: messenger RNA, 1454 nt
Organism: Raphanus sativus (radish)
Lineage: Eukaryota; Viridiplantae; Streptophyta; Magnoliopsida; Brassicales; Brassicaceae
Product: mitochondrial uncoupling protein 5
Exons: 1
Coding region: 316-1269 (317 amino acids)
Biological process (GO): thiosulfate transport; oxaloacetate transport; phosphate ion transmembrane transport
Molecular function (GO): oxaloacetate transmembrane transporter activity; succinate transmembrane transporter activity; sulfate transmembrane transporter activity
Source: RefSeq, a predicted model, not a curated record